Messenger RNA from Trichobilharzia szidati, 2764 nucleotides. Lineage: Eukaryota; Metazoa; Platyhelminthes; Trematoda; Strigeidida; Schistosomatidae. The record is from the annotation of a GenBank genome assembly.
CUGAAUUGGAUAGUUAAGGUCAAGUGUUGCUUUUGAAAACUGACCUUGAACGCAACUUCGAAUUCUUCGAAAAUGUUUGGUUUUCCUUAUGCUAAUUAAUUAUUCGUGAGUGUACCAUCAAGUUUCCAAAACCCGUGAUAAAUAUAUCUGUUAUAAACGUGUCUGAACACAUUCAUUCCGACAAUGGGUCGAAAAUAUGCUUAUGAAACACCUCGUAAGGCUAUGCGUGGCCAAUAUGAUGGAUCCAGUGUUAUGGUACAACGUAUGCAUAAAUCAGCUUCUUUGGAAAGCAGUAGAGAAUGGUUUAGGAAAGAAAUUCAGUAUCAAAUGGAACGAGGUGGUUUAUUUGAAGAUCCUUUUAUGCCUGCUAACGACUCAAGCAUCAAAUCAAGUUCAAGAUCUGGUUUUAGGUGGCUUAGACCUCAUGAACUUACUCGACAACCACGUUUCGUUGCUGAUGGAGUCAGUCGAUUCGAUAUUAAACAGGGUGAACUUGGUAAUUGUUGGGUUAUUGCUGCGUUGGCUUCAUUAUCAAUGUAUCCAGAGCUAUUUAAUCAGGUUGUCCCAGUUGACCAAACAUUUGACAAGUCUUCAUCAAAAUAUCCUUAUGUUGGCAUGUUUUGGUUUCGAUUUUGGCGAUUUGGUGAUUGGUUUGAUGUUGUUGUCGACGAUCGAUUGCCUACGCGUAAUGGACAUCUAGUGUUUAUGCAUUCUGCUGAUCCUAAUGAAUUUUGGUCAGCCUUAUUAGAAAAAGCAUAUGCCAAACUUGUAUUCUCCUACGAUGCACUUCGUGGUGGUUGUACAGCAGAAGCAAUGGAAGAUUUCACUGGUGGUUUAACUGAACUUGUUGAUUUAGGUUCAAAAGCUCCGGAUAAUCUGUUCGAUAUUAUGGAACAUGCACUUGCUCGUGCAUCUCUAAUGGCUUGCAGUAUUGAUGCUGAUCCACAUGAAAUUGAAGCCAAUGGUCCAUUGGGAUUAAUUCUUGGUCAUGCCUACUCGGUGACAGAUAUACGACAGGUACACACUAACUAUGGUUCUCAAGGUGUUUCCUUGAUACGAUUACGUAAUCCAUGGGGAAAUGAACGUGAAUGGUCUGGUCCAUGGAGUGAUCAAUCUAAAGAAUGGCGAAGUAUACCACCUGAUGAAAGAAAACGCAUUGGUCUUACUUUUGAUGAGGAUGGAGAAUUCUGGAUGUCGUUUAGUGAUUUUGUACACUAUUUCUCUCGUCUUGAAUUAUGCCAUCUGGGUCCAGAAUCAAUAUCGUAUAGUCCUCGUGCUUCUACACGUCGUCGACCUACCCGUCGGUGGGAAAUGAUUCGUGAGGAAGGUGAAUGGUUGCGUAAUUCUACUGCUGGAGGAUGUUCGAAUUUUCCAAAUACCUUCUAUAUGAAUCCACAAUUUCAUGUUGAAGUUAUGAAUCCAGAUGAAUCAGACAGUGAUGGUUGUGGCACACUUGUAGUUGGUUUAAUGCAGAAAGGUUUACGAGAGAAACAUAUUGAGCCCCAUGUGAUUGGUUAUUCCAUUUAUCGGACUUUUGGAAAUUUAAGUAGACUAAGAAGGAUGCCACCAUCAGCUUCAAAUAAUCUUUUAUUGGAUAGAAGAUUUUUUAUGACUAAUUCAUCAGUAGCUCGAUCACCUGUAUUUAUUAAUAUGCGUGAAGUAACCGGAAGACAUAGAUUAAAACCUGGGCAUUAUGUUAUCCUACCGUGUACAUUUAAUCCAAAUGAAGAAGCUAAAUUCAUGCUUCGUAUUUUCUCUGAACGUACUUGCGAUUCAAAUGAAUUGGAUGAUGUUACACAGAUCACUAUUGAUUCAGAUCGUCCCAGUCAACCACUCAGAACAGCUGAUGAUAAUUUGAUAGAGAGAUUAGAAGUUGUCUUUAACAGAAUUGCUGGUGCCAGCGGAGCAAUCACGUAUACUCAAUUACAAGAUAUUCUAAAUGAAGCAUUUACAAAAGACUUUCCAUUCGACGGAUUCAGUAGAGAAACUGCGAGAAGUAUGAUGGCCCUAAUGGACGCUGAUUUAAGUGGUGGUCUAGGCUUCCAAGAAUUUAAAAAACUGUGGAUGGAAUUACGCAUUUGGAAGACUAUAUUCAAAAAGUUCGACGAAGGUCAUACCGGCAGUUUGGAGGCAUUUGAAUUACGAAAUGUCAUGCGGACGAUUGGUUUCCACGUCAGUAAUUUAAUCUAUAAAGCAAUUGCUUGUCGUUAUGCAAAUGAAAAAGGUCAAGUAUCAUUCGAUGAUUAUAUCUUAUUGUUGGUCCGAUUAUCAACUGUCUUCGAAACGUUUAAAGCACAAGAACGUACUAAAGAUGGACGAGCUGUUUUCGGAGCUGAAGAUUUUAUUCGCUCUGUUAUAUACAUCUAAAUACUGAUGAAAAAGGAAAUCUUCUAAACACAACGCUAUACGUUUACACUGUGAUAGUGCUGAUCACAUACCCACAUAACGGCGAAAAAUUUCAGUUUGCAUACAUAUGCAGGGGAGCCCCAUAUAACCGCUGUAUGGUUUUUCUACUUGCUUUUGAUUUUUUUUUCCUUUUUUUAUAUAUUAUCAAGAAAAUGUUUUGUUUUCUUUUUUAAAUAAACUAAAUACUUUGUAAAACUUAUUUACACCAGUUGAAUAAUGCUAAUAUGCAUUUCUUUUUUGACUUUGCUUUUCACUGUGUACACUUACUUGAUGCGUAUGUUAUUUGAACAGAUAACGAAUAUAUAUGUAUGUAAUAUGCUUAUGAAAGAAAUUCAGGGACAAAAAAGACGAUUUCUAU